Fukomys damarensis (Damara mole-rat) is the source of this 2529-nucleotide messenger RNA. It is a transcript of the gene Map10, whose product is annotated as microtubule associated protein 10. Gene Ontology annotation, biological process: cytoplasmic microtubule organization; mitotic spindle midzone assembly; positive regulation of cytokinesis. The record is from RefSeq and is a predicted model, not a curated record. Gene Ontology annotation, molecular function: microtubule binding. The transcript is spliced from 2 exons. Lineage: Eukaryota; Metazoa; Chordata; Mammalia; Rodentia; Bathyergidae. Gene Ontology annotation, cellular component: mitotic spindle midzone; cytoplasmic microtubule; centrosome. Bases 133 to 2529 code for a protein of 798 amino acids.
GUGGGGUGGCGAAGAGCCCUCUAGUCUCGCGAGAGAAUCGCUCGGUGCUGGUUUCUCUUCACCUCCCUCGAGUCUAGGUCUUCGACUUCCGGCUUGCGAUUUCCGGACAGCGGCGUCUCCGAGGUAACGGUGAUGGCGGCCUUGGAGAGUGAGCGCCUUUUCUCCCUGGAGUUGCUUGUGGACUGGGUGCGUCUGGAGGCCGGGCCGUCGUCCCCAGGCGCCCCGCGCCCCGCCGUGUCCUUCUGCCUGCUGGACUUCCCCCGCACGUUCGCCCUGCUCAGCCAGACUGGAGAGCGCAUCGGGGACUUGGCGCUCUUCUACCGUCUGACGGACUUGGGCGGCAGCCAGCUGGGCUCUCCAGAGCCACCUGCCUCUCUCGCCUCUUCGGCUGGGGCGGAGGGGACAGUGGUGGGCCAAAAACUGCGGCCGAUGCCCCACCUCCCACGGGAGAAGCGACGGCCGUCGUCGGCCCCGGAGCUGCGCCCCAGGGAUACAGACCAGGCUGCGGGGACCCCAGCGGCGCUGCAGGAUGAUAGGAAGGGAGUUUUCCGUGCCUUGGACACCUCUGACACCACAGGUUGUGUAAAGAGCCUCAGAACCCACUCCGCUGUUGCUCCUCCGGCUGGUAGCAGCGGGAAGAGUGUCAGCCCCCUCGAUGAGAAAGUUGCAGAGCUGGACUUUGAAACCAACACAUUUUGCCCUCCUCCUCUCUAUUACACUCACUUGACCCCAAAAAAGACACCUCCGGCACGGAUUAAAAUCAUAACCGAGCCGCAAAUAAAUGUACCUGUGCAGUUAGAUGGUUCUUUUCCGGAAAAAAGCCUGGUAAAUUCUCCAGCGAAUCCGAGUCCUGUAAAACUUACAAAUUCAGCAACACAAGAGAGAGCUGGAGUGCUUGUAAGUCCUCCACAUAGUCAGGAUAUAGAAGCAAGUAAUCAAACCACAUGUCCUCCUCAAAUUGAGCAAAAUACAAUUAAUACAAUAAGGCAAUUGCCUUUGUUAAAUGCUUUGUUAAUUGAGCUGUCAUUGUUGUACAACCAACCCAUGGCGAGUCCUACUCAUGUACAUCCUCAUUUAUCCUGGUUGUACAGAACUCAGGACAAGAUACCAGAAUCUUAUGCCAAGUCGACUGAAUCUGAAUCCAAGAAGCAUCAGCUUUCUGUGGGACAACAUAAAAAGUCAGUGAGUCUUCAAUAUAAAAAAAACCAAACUGAAAAGCUUAAGAAAGAUAAAUAUUUGGAAAAAAGCAAUGAAAAUUCCCAAGUAGGAGUUACAAGGAGGAGGCUACUUUAUGGCUUAACAAAUACGCUAAGACUACGUUUAAAGAAAACAAAUCCCGAUAUGUUGGUAGUACAGGAAAAGAGAGAACACUAUAGAAAAAUGCAAGCACAAAUGUUAGGUACUAAAUGUAGAAUUACACCAUCCAAAAUUAAAGAGCAACUUUUUGCAGAACAAAGUCAGCAGCCACAACUCCCUGAAAAUAAUUAUUUAGGUGGAGAUGCAUCUCUUGUUGAAAACAGUAAUACCUCAAAGCAAAUUAGUGGAGUUUUUGGUGAGCCAAGCGUGACUGAGGAGAGUAAACUGAAACAAGCAACUGAAGAAAGGACAGGUGAUUGUAAAAACAGAACCAAAAAUGGUAUAUUGGGGGGAAUUAGAAGUCCUGAAAAUUCCAUCAUUCCAGAAAGAUUUACUCACACAAAUAUUUUGGGAGGAAAAUUGGUAAAGAGAGUCCAAAGUCCAUAUGUGUUCCAACAGGAUGCUGUCGACAGAACUUUAGAUAAAGAAAUAGGUGGCUGGCAGGUCAAAACAACAGGCCAUGAUGUUCUUGGUGCUGAUAUGAGUGAAAACAGGCCAAGUAAAAAUAGUUUCUGUGAAAGCAUCUCAGAACUAAAGUAUUCUGAUGACUUCACCAGCCCUUGCUAUUCUGAAGAUUUCCACACCACUGAGGGGACUAGCAGAAGUUUGAUAAGUUUACAAGCUCCUGAUAGCAGUUCAGGGGCAGAGAAUCCAAAACAUGGUUCAGAUACAAGUAAGUCUAGUGAAGCAAGAUUGUCCGAAAGGAAAAAUAGUGAUGAAAAGAGUUCUAUUCUUAGCCCACCUUUUUCUGCUGGAUCACCAGUACUCUCAAAAGGGAGAUCUUAUUUUUCAAAGAAUCAGGGCAGAAGUUUGGAGGAAACAUCUAGUAUCUCUAUUGGUAAUUUAUCUUCAUCAUAUUCAACUGAGGAAAAAGAAAGCCAGAUGGACCAAAAUGGUAUGUGUAAUUCUAAGGUUAUAAAGAGAGGUCAAGGUGUUACUAUUAAAGGAGGAACUAGUGGCAAGUCUUUAGAGAGAAGCCAUUCACCACGGACAUCUCAAUUGAGUUCAUACUUGCCAUCUAAUUUGUCAGAACUAGAGCUCAAGGACCUGGAUAGCAGUACAUCAGAUCACUUUGGAGAAGAUGAUGAUGACAUUGGACCACUAAGUAUUUCCAAGCAAUGCAAAGAUAUCUGUGAGUUAGUAAUAAAUAAACUUCCAGGAUAUACAGUGUGA